Oreochromis aureus is the source of this 11533-nucleotide messenger RNA. RefSeq names its product protocadherin-16-like. The transcript is spliced from 29 exons. NCBI's taxonomy places the organism in Eukaryota, Metazoa, Chordata, Actinopteri, Cichliformes, Cichlidae. Gene Ontology annotation, cellular component: cell-cell junction; plasma membrane. Gene Ontology annotation, biological process: homophilic cell-cell adhesion. The record is from RefSeq and is a predicted model, not a curated record. Gene Ontology annotation, molecular function: calcium ion binding. Bases 537 to 10457 code for a protein of 3306 amino acids.
GGUUGGUGAGGUGCACGGUACCCUGAAGCGACUCUGUCUCAACACGCACACACACACAUCCACAAACACCGUGUCUCAAUGCCUGGAUGCUGAGAGAGAGAGAGGGAGCGAGAGAGAAGCGAAAAGUGAAACACUGAAGAUCAACGAGAGACUGUGCAGAGGACCACAAACGUCUCCUUUCUGCUGCAGACAGUGAAGAAGCCGUGCAGCUUCCCAGCUGAUCCAAAUGCGCUCACCUGACUCGGGGACGGAGACGCAUAAAAACCCUUCCCUGUGGAAUACCCAACCUGCCGGUCAGCGGGAUUAGAGCAUCUGUGGAAUUAGCACUACUGGCGUUUUCUGUGGAUAUUAUGGAACAUCAAAAAGCCUAGUCCAGCUGGCCAGCAAGGUUCCAUUCAAGAUUCUGUCCUGGUGGAUUGUCUGUCGUUUGGGAGGGAUUGGAAACCCGUUUGCAUACUAAUCAGGUUGUGAAGGGGAUAUCCAGGGUGCACAUCCAGAGCAGCGGGGAUCCGAUGAGUGAGUUUUAGAACCCAGCCAUGCCGAUAACAAGUAAAGGGUCAAGAGGGAGGUCUUGGGUCAGUGAACCCUGUGUGCGCUCACAUCUUUGGCAUCAGAAGGUCUAUUUUUAUUUCUGUGUCAUCCUUGUUCUGGUCCAGACAACAACUGUUCUCGGUGCACUAGAACUCCAGCUGGAUGAAGAGCAACCGGCAGGGACCAUUGUUGGGGACAUCAGUGCUGGGUUACCGCCUGGUGAAACUGCAAGUCUUUAUUUCAUCUCGGACCAUGAAGGCACAGGUGUCAGCAAUGACCUCAAUAUUGACGAGACCACAGGCAUCAUUACCACUGCACGCCGUCUGGAUCGUGAACAGAGGGACCACUAUAACUUCAUUGCUGUUACAAUGACCGGGGUCACUAUUGAAGUGUCAAUCACUGUCAACGACAUCAAUGACCACGCACCUGUGUUCCCAAAAAAGAGCGCUGCUCUUAAGAUCCCUGAGCACACAGCUGUGGGCACAAGGUUUUCUCUGGAGCCAGCGACCGAUGCAGACAAGGACCAGCUGACCACCCAAGGCUAUGCUAUUCGAGAGGGCAAUGUAGGCCAGACAUUCAAACUUGAGACGAAGAGAGGUGCUAACAAGGUGCUAUAUCUAGACCUGGUAGUCAAUGGACUGCUUGACAGGGAGAAACGGUCAUCGUACACCCUGGUAAUAGAGGCUUUUGAUGGGGGCUCACCUAGGAAGAUGGGAUCUAUGACCCUGGAGGUGACUGUGACUGACAUAAAUGACCACGCGCCAGUCUUCAAUCAAAGCAGAUACCACUCUAUUAUCUCUGAAAGUCUCCCACAGGGAAGCAGUAUCCUCCAGGUGUUUGCCACAGAUGAGGAUGAAGGUGAUAAUGGGCUGGUGCUUUAUGAAAUCAAUCGACGUCAGAGUGACCCUGAACGCUACUUUGUCAUUGAUGUAAAGUCUGGGGUCAUCACUCUGAAUAAACCCCUGGACUAUGAGCUUAAGAGGGUUCAUGAACUGGUGGUCCAGGCCAGGGAUAAUGCCAGCCACCCUGAGGUGACCAAUGCAUUUGUGACUAUUCAUGUCCGUGACUACAAUGAUAAUCAGCCUACUAUGACCAUCAUCUUCCUCAGUGAGGAUGGUUCUCCAAGAAUCUCAGAAGGAGCCCAGCCCGGCCAAUAUGUAGCUCGGAUAUCUGUCACCGACCCAGACUAUGGAGAGUACGCCAACGUCAAUGUGUCCCUUGAGGGUGGUGAUGGGAAGUUUGCUCUUACAACCAAAGACAGUAUCAUUUACCUUAUAUAUGUUGACCAGGUCUUGGACAGAGAAGAGCGGGAUUCCUAUGACCUGAGGGUGAUGGCCACAGAUUCUGGCACGCCCCCGCUCAGAGCAGAGUCCUCUUUCACCAUCCAGGUGACUGAUGUCAAUGACAACCCCCCUCUGUUUGACCAGCAGGCGUACAGACAAACCAUUCCUGAGGUUGUGUAUCCUGGAUCCUUUGUUCUUCAGGUUACUGCCAGGGACAAGGACCAGGGCCCCAAUGGGGAUGUGCGAUAUAGCCUGCUAAAGGGCAAAAACUCUCACUCUGAUUGGUUUUCGAUCGAUCCAGUUACUGGGAUCAUUACCACGGCAACUGCUCUGGAUUUUGAAUCAGAGCCAGCGCCUAGUGUGACUGUGGUUGCGAUGGAUAGCGGACGCCCGCCGCUGUCAUCGACAGCGAAAGUGGACAUUGUGCUGCAGGAUGUUAAUGACAACACGCCGGUGUUCUCCAGCAACUUCUACAAUGCCUCCAUCAAGGAAAACACCCCAGCGGGGACUUGCUUCUUAGAGGUAUCUGCCACAGAUGAGGACCGUGGUUCUUUUGGUACUAUAAGCUACAACCUGGGUUCAAGCUCUGGAAACACAUUGCCAACCCAGUUUACCAUCAACAAGGAGACUGGCCAACUUUGCACCAGCACAGCUCUGGACCGGGAUGAGGGACAGGACAAGUUUGACCUGACUGUCACAGCAACAGAUGGAGGUGGUCUAAGUUCAGUAGCCCGUGUGAGGGUCACGGUGGUGGACAUCAAUGAUAACAGGCCCAUCUUCUAUCCAGUCCUGUACACAGUCAGUCUCAGUACCCAUAGUGCUCCAGGAACGUCUGUCGUCAAGGUAACAGCCAAUGACCCUGAUGUGGGAGAAAACGGAAGAGUAACAUACCGCACUGUACCUGGAGGAGGAUCUAGUUUCUUUACCCUUAAUAAGGACACAGGUGUGAUCUCUCUCUCCCGCUCACUCCAUGGCAAAGCCAACACAGUAAUCUCCAUGGUCAUAUCGGCUGAGGAUGGGGGCGGUCUUACAGCACCGGUAAAUGCCAGAGUGAACGUGAGCGUGGUGGGGGGCUCAGUGGCGUCUCCGGUGUUUGAACAGGCACAGUACUUCUUUACCGUGUCGGAGGAUGUUCUCAGGGGGACGGCAGUGGGAGUGGUUCGUGCUUCCGCCAAGACAGGUGGCUCUAAGGAUAUUUUCUACUCUAUUUCAUCUGGAGACCCUCAUGGCUACUUUACAGUGGACAGCGCCUCUGGUACCAUUCGCUCAGCCCUUCCUCUGGACCACGAGACCUGCCCCAGUCUUGACCUGGAGAUCCAGGCACGAUCUGGCUCUCCUCCGGCAUAUGGAAUCAGCCGGGUACACAUAACCAUUGCAGACAUCAAUGACAAUGCCCCUACCUUCCUGCCAUCCUCAUCCGAGUCCCUUCUUUUACCUGAGAUCACCAAAAUGGGGACGAUUAUCUACCGUAUUCAGGCCACCGACAAAGACUCCGGCCAUAACGGUCAGCUCAGCUUCGACCUAGUCUCUGCUGGGGCUGCAGGCAGCAGUGGCCAGAGGACAUUUGGCGUUGACAGGGGCAGUGGGGAGGUACGUCUAAUCGGGAGUCUAUCAUAUGAAAGUGUCCCUCGCUAUGACCUUCAGGUGGUUGCCAAGGAUGGUGGAGCACCUCAACUUAGCUCCACCUUCACUCUUGUGGUCCACAUCCAAGCACAAGACGCUCAAGGCCCAAACUUUGAUACCCUCACGUACCGCGUGGAGCUACGUGAAAACACCCCUCUAAACACGCGCUUCCUUCAGGUCCGUGCACUUAACAGAGAGGCUUCUGGAAAUGGUGGAAGCUCCUCCUCCUCCUCAUCUUCCUCCUCUAUUUCCUACCGCCUCAGACCUGAUGGUGAUGCCGCAGGUUUUGGCAUCAUGCCAGAUAGCGGUUGGCUGUUUGUUCGGAGCUCUUUAGACCGAGAAGUCAAAGACAUGUUCCUGUUGACUGUUCUUGCCACCUCGGGCCCAGGUGGUGCAGGAAGAACCGGCAGCGCAACCGUCCGGGUAACAGUGACGGAUGAAAAUGACAACUCCCCUCGACUGAGCCAGGAGAGGGUGUUUCUGGCUGUCAGAGAAAACCUGCACGCAGGAACGGGCUUCGGCAGGUUUUCUGCAACGGACAGAGACGCAGGACUAAAUGCUCGACUCACCUACAGGCUGCUGCACACAGACAGGCAUUUUCAGAUUAACUCGCAAACAGGUGAGAUUAGUACCCGCCUUGCACUGGACAGAGAGCAGCAGUCCAGCUAUCAGGUUAUUGUGGUUGUACAGGACGGGGGUACGCCCCCUCGCAGUGCUACAGGGACUGCUCAUAUCACUGUGCUGGACGAAAAUGACCACGCCCCCAGUUUCAUUCAUGCCAGGCCUGACAGGGAGCUGGUGCUUCAGGUGACUGAGGGGCUUCCAUCAGGAACAGUCAUAGGAACGGUGGCAGCUAAAGACCCAGACGAGGGAGAGAAUGGCACCAUCUAUUACUCAUUAUCAGGCUCCAGAGCAGAGCGUUUCUCCAUCAAUCCAACCACCGGUGAGCUUAGAACCGCUUCCCCUCUGAGAUUGACAGAGCGAGCCGAGUAUGCCUUCACUGUGACUGCUGCUGACCACGGCGCGCCGACCCUCAGCUCCACCUGCCAGCUACGAAUACAAGUUCUCAGCUCUUCCAGGUCCAGCCCCAAGCCCAACGUUCUCUCUAUGACCCUGAACACAGUCGAAGGGGCAGUUCCAGGCUCUGUCAUCGGUUCAGUCCGUCCACCUGAUCAGCAUGAAUCUGCUCUAUUGGAAGGCCAGGUGACCUACCUGGUCGUGGGAGGGACAGAUCGCGAUGGGACCUUUAUGGUGGACCACUUAAAGGGCGAUGUGUACGUGGUCCGGGAGCUGGACUAUGAGAAGGGCUCAAGAUACACCCUGCACAUCGAGGUGUCGGACUUCUCUCAGGCAUUUCCCAGCAGCCACCUGGUGAAACUAGAUAUCAACGUGCAGGACAGCAAUGACCACGCGCCCCAGUUCACUGAAGACCCCGUUACCAUUGUGAUCCACGAGAACAUCGAACCAGGGGCUUCCAUAUACACCUUCCAAGCUGUGGAUCAGGAUGGCAGUGGACCCAACAGUGAGCUGCGCUAUUCCAUCGAGCACUUCUGGCCUCAAACUCCUGACUUCCUCAUCCUCGACCCCUCAAGCGGAGUCCUCACCCUGGGGCAGAAGUUAGACCGUGAGUCCACACCCUCCCUUUACCUCGUGGUGCGAGCCACAGACCAGGCAGUGGAUAUCUCUCAGAGACGCUGGAGUUCAGUCACCGCCCGAGUGUUCGUGACAGACGAAAACGACAACGCGCCGGUCUUCAGCUCUCCGUCUGCGGUCAGCGUCAUGGAGGAUCAGCCUGUAGGGUUUGUGAUUUUGUACGUCAUGGCUCGAGAUUCAGACGAAGGAGAAAAUGGCAGAGUAUCAUACAGAAUUCAGGCAGGCAACAGCGCUGGUCGCUUCAGCCUGAACCCUGACACCGGCUCUCUCUCCAUCCUUAAAUCCCUAGACCGUGAAGAGCAAGAAGUCUUCAAUCUCACUAUUGUAGCAGAAGAUCAUGGAACACCGCAGCUUUCCACCUCUCAGGUGCUGUGCGUGCAGGUGAUUGACGUGAAUGACGAGGCGCCGGUGUUCCUGCGGGCAGAGUUCGAGGCACAGGUGAUGGAAAACCAAGGACCAGGAGCCUCAGUGUUGACAGUAACGGCCACUGACCGGGACCAAGGUUCUAAUGGCCAAAUAACAUAUGGAGGAGUAUCAGAGGAAGGCUUUAUAAUCAACCCUGUGACAGGAACCAUCACCACCACAAAGGAACUGGACACAGAGCUACAGGAUCACUACACUCUUACAGUAUAUGCCAGGGAUGGAGGCCUCCCUCCUAACUUUGCCAAGACUGUAGUCCGAGUGGCGGUGCAGGACGUGAAUGACAACGCUCCAAUCUUUGCAAAGCCGUUUUAUGGACUUGAAGUGCCAGAGAACCAGGCUCCUGUAGAGCUUUGCAUCCUCAAGGCCACAGACCCUGACUCAGGUCCUGGUGGAGAGCUGGAGUACAGAAUUGCUGCCGGGGACCCUGAUGGAGAUUUUCAACUCCACGCCAGCACAGGAGCCUUGUCGACGUCUCGCGGGCUCGACAGGGAGACGCAUGCAAAAUACACUCUGGAGGUGGUGGCCACAGACCGAGGCAGCCCUGCUCUCAGUGCUACUGUCACGGUGGAAGUCAACGUGCUGGACGUCAAUGACAACAACCCCGUCUUCAGCAAAAGUAGCUACUCGGUGGAAAUUUCAGAGGAUGCUACAGAGGGAGCACAGGUUCUUGAGGUUUCAGCCACCGAUGCUGAUGAAGACCUAAAUGGGAAGGUUCUGUAUUUCCUCAGUCGAGAGGCGCAUGGCGCAUUCACUGUAGAUGAGCACAAUGGUCGCAUCACCACAUCAGCCCCUCUGGAUCGCGAAAAACUGGCAUCAUACAGCUUCCAGGUUUUUGCUGUUGACCUUUCACCAGCUGCACCUAGGAACUCGUCUGCUCAGGUGACAGUAACUGUCCUGGAUGUCAACGACAACACCCCCUUCUUCAUCCAAGAUCCACUGGUCAUUGAAGUGUCCAACAGGCGUUCCCAGCGGGUUUUAGCUACGAUGAAGGCAGAGGACAAGGACUUUGGAGCAAAUGGUUCUGUGUUUUACCGUUUCGCCACCCCAGUGAAAGGCUUCAGUAUCAACUCCCUAACUGGGGAGAUACAGGCCACUGAACGACUGGCGGACCUCACCCAAGCACAACGGACCCUGAUAGUGGAGGCCAUGGACCAAGGCAGCCCAGCUCAGUCUACACAGGGUGUUGUGAUCAUUUAUGUGAAGGAGGUGGAAUACAGCGGAAUUCGUUUCUCAAGGAAUGCUAGAGAUGUCAGCAUACAGGAGAACGCAGCAAAAGGUACCACUGUGGCUCAGGCUCAAGCUCAGUACCCAGAUGGUUCUCGUAACGGUAUCAGCUACAGCCUCUUCAGUGGGAACAGAAAGCAGGCCUUCAGUAUCAGCUCUUCGACAGGUGAAAUAAGGGUGCAGACCUCCAAGGAACUAGACUUUGAAGACGCCCCAAGACUCCGUCUUGUUGUGAAGGCUGAAACUGUGUCCUCUACAUCUUACAUGGCUUUUAACUUGAUCCUGCAGGAUGUCAAUGACAACCUUCCUCGUUUCCAGCUGCAGAAUUAUGUGGCCUACAUGAAGGAAGCACAAGGAUAUGAAAUGCCAAUCAUACAGGUUGUUGCUGAGGAUGUGGAUCAGGGCCAAAAUGGUCAGGUGACCUACUCCAUCCAGUCAUCAAGCAUGAGUGGCCUCUUCAAGAUUGACCCUGUGACAGGAAGCAUUACCACAGCAGCCAUCAUGGACCGUGAGAUCUUUACUCAAACCAAGCUGGUAGUUACAGCAACUGACAGAGGAAGUCCACGACUCGCAGGUUCAGCCACACUGACGGUCAUUAUUGUUGACCAGAAUGACAACAGUCCCACUAUUCCCAUGCACCAGGAAAUCCGCAUCCCAGAGAAUACUUUGAUAGGCACUGAAAUCACUCUCGUGACGGGCAACGACGUCGACUCCAGUCCUGCCCUCUCCUACUCUUUACAGCUAGACCCAACAGCACUAGGCAAGUUUGGGAUUCACCGCUAUAGUGGAGGCGUGUCACUCACUGCCCCUCUGGAUUUUGAGGAGAAGACUUGGUACACCCUGACUGUCAGAGCCACUGACAGCCAGCAGCAAACUGAGGCCAACAUUACAAUUUUGGUGGAAGAUAUUAAUGACAAUGCACCAGCAUUUACACAUGAUCUUUAUCAGGUUACUCUUCCUGAGCACACACCACCAGGAAGUGCAGUUAUCACAGUAACAGCGACUGACAGGGACUCCGGCGAGAACGGCAGGAUCACCUAUAAAGUGAUGUCGUCAACCAAGGAGGGUUUCUACAUUGACCCGGGCAAUGGAACUCUGUUCAUCAAUCACAGAGUUGAGUUUGACCCCGAGCGCCCAUCAGUCAGCAUCGUCAUUGAAGCUCGCGACAGAGGCCUGCCCCCGCUCUCCUCUUUUACUACAGUCCAAGUUCAAAUAUCCGACGUCAACGACAAUGCUCCUGUGUUUCACCAGUCGGAGUACAGGGCUACGGUUUCUGAAGACACGAUCCCAGGGUCGACAGUUCUCACUUUUGAAGCGUUCGACAGCGACCUCUCUCGAGAAAACUGCGGCUUCGACUUUGCCAUUGCCAGCGGGAAUGAAGGAAACGCAUUCCAGAUCGAAAGCAGCGUGCGCUUCCUGGAGGGACGGGGCUUUCAGACGGUUGGGACUCUGCUGUUGGCCGAGGGAGUUGACUUUGAAACCAAGUCACUGUACAACCUCACUGUGGUAGUGUCAGACCGCGGCGUGCCGCAGAGGAGCUCUAGUGUUGCUGCGGUGAUAACAAUCGGUGAUGUGAAUGAUAAUCCUCCAGCGUUCACCAGAGCAGAAUACACCGUGUCGCUGAUUGAGGGUGCUACCGCUGGGACUGAGAUCAUACGACUGACUGCUACAGACCCUGACUCAACUCCUAAUGCUGAAGUCCAGUAUUCUAUCAGCUCUGGGAAUGAGGUGAACUUAUUUACUGUGGACCCGUGGAGCGGAGCCUUAAAGCUUCAGCGAGCACUCGAUCGCGAGCACCAGCCCACACAUGUUGUCAUUGUUCAAGCCACAGACGGACAGGGUCACUUCGCCCUAGCUCCAGUCAUUGUUGAGGUCAAAGACGUGAAUGAUAACCAUCCGUUCUUCCCUGUGGAUGUCCUGAUAGCCAGUAUCAGAGAAAACCAGCCAGCCAACUCAGCGGUGACUGUUCUGCACGCGAUAGACCACGACACGGGGGUUUUUGGCCAGCUGAAGUAUUACAUGUUGGAGCGGUCUGGGGCAGGAAAAGAAAGCUUUGCUGUGGACCAGAACUCAGGAGAAAUCAGAAGCAAAAUUCCAUUUGACUUCGAGAAGGUCAACAGCUUCAGUUUUGUCGCAGUGGCAGUGGAUUCAGGCAACCAUUCAGCCACUGUGACUGUACAGGUGUUUGUCACGGGUGAGGAUGAGUAUGACCCACUCUUCACAUCCUCUGAUUUUUCCUUUGAAGUUCCAGAGGGAGCCAAGAAAGGACAAAGCAUUGGCCAGGUCCAGGCAAGUGAUGAGGAUGAAGGGGUGGAUGGUAUUGUUCUUUAUUCUCUUACUGCCAGCUCACCAUAUUUUGAUGUAAACAAAACCACUGGGGUGGUCUUUCUCAAGCUGGACAGCUCAGGCAGCAGUAGCAGCAGUGGGUCGGGUCGGAGUAAACGGGAAACCAGAGUUAUGACUUUAGAUGUGCAAGCUCACAGCCCUCUAGAUACAUCUCGCACUACUACAGCCCAGGUCUCCAUCGAUGUGACAAACACCAACUUUGGCCUGGCCGCUGAUGUCAACAUCCUGGUUAUUAGCAUAGUUGCUGUGUCUCUUGGUUUUAUCAUAUUGCUUGUGGUCAUGGCAGUGGUUGUGUUCCUGGUCAAGUCACGCAGGAGAAAGAAAGACCAGGAGACAGGAAACAGAACUGUUGCCUCGGGAACUGCCUUGCAAAAACUGGAUGAUUGUAGCCCUGGGCCAGGGGGAGAAAGGAUCUACCACCAGGCCUUGCCAGGGUAUGCUGGUGACCAAGGUGGUGCUGGUGGCGGCCCCUACACUAGAGGAGGGUCUUUGGAUCCUUCUCACUCCAGUGGUAGAGGAUCAGCUGAAGCAGCAGAGGAUGAUGAGAUCAGGAUGAUAAAUGAGUAUCCCCGCGUUGCAUCUAUCACCUCAUCAAUGCAGGAGCACAUCUCUGCCAGAGGACCGGACUCUGGAAUCCAGCAGGAUGCUGACCAGCUUUCUGAUAUUUCCUGUGAGCCUGCAGCUUUGGAGGGCAGCACUUGGUUCAAAGGAAAGAAGCUAGGUGGCAGCCUCAGUGGGACCUUACUCUCUGGACAGCUCCCAGUCUACAGGGAUGAGGGAGGUGGUUACCUAGGAGUGGGCCGUGGUCUCAAUAUUUCCCUCCCCAAGGAUUAUGCCUUUCCGGAGGAUGGUAAACCUUCCGUAGAUGGUUCCCUCACAGCUAUUGUUGCCAGUGACGAGGAGCUCCGUGGAAGCUAUAACUGGGAUUAUCUACUCAACUGGUGCCCUCAGUUCCAGCCUCUUGCAAAUGUCUUCACAGAGAUUGCCAGGCUGAAAGAUGAAACUGCUCAGCAAAGUCAGAACCCUCGCCAGCCCUUCCAGCCCAAGCCCAAAAUGGAUCCUAAACCUAGAAUUGACCCUCCACCUCUCAUCACAUCAGUGGCCCACCCAGGAGCCAUGUCAGUUCCUCCCAAAGUCCCUGUAAUUGGGCGGACAUUCCCCCACUUGGCUUCGCUCCGCAGGUCCCCCAUCAGUCACGAGGGAUCUAUUUCAUCAGCAGCAAUGUCACCGAGCUUCUCCCCGUCUCUGUCCCCUCUGGCAGCUCGAUCGCCAGCUGUUUCUCCAUUUGGAGUCAACCAAGGGCCCUCAGCGUCCAUGAUCAGCACCAGGGAGCCCUCACUGGAACAGAGUCCCGAUCAUGAGAUGAGAAUAUAAUUGAAACAUUUGAAACAUGACAUUACUAUUUAAGGAGAAACUCUAAGACGGACAACCUGAACAAAGCAUGAUUGACCAGCCUUUUGGAUGUUCUUUUGCAUGGAUCAAAAGAAAGCAAGCGGUGAUGGUGUCAGUUUUAUUGUCAUUCUCAAAAACAAUUGUCUUAUUCCACAAAAAGAAAUCAAGGUUUCCCAAAUUCCCCGCUAGUGACAUUUGGUGGGCAAUACCCACAAAAAAUACUUAGCGUCUGUCUCCUGGUAGAAUAUUUGUACUGCCAUUGUGUCGGCAGCUUUGCAGGAAUAUGUGUGAUGGGCUCGACUGCAGCAGCCCACCCAUCCACUACAAAGUGACGCAGGUCUCCACGAACUGAUCAGGGUUAAGAGCCAAAUGGAAAAUGUGCACUUACCAUGCCCUGCAGUCAGAGAUCCCUUAGUGUAGAUAGAUAAAUGUGUAGUUUUCAUGUUACCUCGCUGGCUGGCCAGAGAGCUAAGGACCUCGUUCCUCUCUUUGUGUCUGUGGACUUCUGUUUUUUUACCCUCCAGUAUUAAACCCAUCUAGUGGCUACUCUGAGAAUGGUCUCUGGACACACCCGUCAGAUCACAUGGACAGACAAACGGCGUGUGUUCACAGAGACACUGAUUCAUUGAUUUGCCAAUGCAUCGCAUAGUGAAAAAACAAUUGAGAUUAUUAUUUUUCUCACCUUUCGGACAACACUCGUUUGGAUUUAACCUUUAUUUUAUAUUUUUAUAUAAAUUUAUGAUUUCAGAUCCAUUAUUUCACAUGAAGAGGUUAUUGUUUUUGAGUAUUUGAAUAUAUGUGUAUUUGUAUGUAUGUGGGCUACAUUACGUGUACUGUAUGUGUCUCCUAGGUUUAUAGAGACUUGUGAUUGUUCAGAAUUGAGUGAGAGGGAGGCGUUUGUGUUUUUAGCAUUAUUUAUAAGAAAAGAGGACUUUCAACCACAAGCUGACAUUUGGAAACCAUCUGCAGCUCACUUUAUGCUGUGUUGAGAUUUUUUUUUUUUUGUCAAAUUGUUGAUCAUCCUAAAUCAAACACAUAUAAACCAGAUGAAGAAAAAU